AUGGGAAUUUCUUCACCUUUAUUGGAACAGAUAAAAAAAAUGGAUUUUUAUCAACCAACUGCAAUUCAGGCUACAGCACUCCCAGUUACUUUAGAAGUUUCAAUGAUUCAAAGUAUUAUGGAAUUAAAAAAAUUAAUAGCAAUGGAUUAUAACACACCUUUAGGAGUAAUUUUAGUACCUACUAGAGAACUUGCAAUUCAAGUGGGGAUGGUAGCGCAUAAAAUGUCAGCAGAUUUAGGAAUUGAAUGUUUAACAUUAGUAGGAGGGAAAACAAAGCAAAUGUUGCUUAAUCCAAUAAAAAGGACUGUUGAUAUUUUAAUUAGCACUCCUGGAGUACUUAGUAAAAUGAUAACAACUAAAAUAUAUUCAUUACAUUUAUGUAAGCAUUUUGUAUUAGAUGAAACUGAUACUUUAUUCGAUGAUAGUUUUUUACCUAAAAUUAAGUACAUCAUCAAUAAAUCUAAGAUCAUGUUUAAAACAGAUGAUGAAUCAAUUUUAACAAGUGAUAAAUGCCAGCUUUAUUUAACCAGUGCCACAAUGCCAAGAAAUUUAAAUGACACAUUGGCUAAUAUAAUUACACCUGAAGAAAUAAUAAAGAUAUCAACAAAUUAUUUGCAUAAAAUCCAAUCUCACAUACCACAAGAGUUUAAAAGAGUUGGUAAAGGAAAUAAACCUGAGGCAUUAUUAAAAAUAAUAAAAAAAAAUGCAAAACUUAAUAUUCCUACAAUGAUAUUUUGUAAUAAAACAUCAACGGUUAAAUGGGUGAAUAUAUUUUUAAAUGAAAAUAAUAUUCAAUCAAGAGAAAUUCAUGCUGACAUGAACCAUGAAAAACGAUUACAACUAUAUCAAGAUUUCAAAGAAGGGCUUUAUAAUAUUAUUUGCUGUACUGAUAUUGCAUCUAGAGGCCUUGAUUGCACACAUGUGAAACAUGUUAUAAACUACGAUUUUCCAAAAUUUAUAGCAGAUUACAUACACAGAUGCGGAAGGACUGGCAGAAUAGGACAUGAUCAAGGUUGUUGUAUAACAAAUUUCAUAUCACUAGCUUCAGAAAUUCCUUUACUUCAAGAUAUAGAAAAAUCUGUCAGAACUUCUGUUCCUUUUCAUAAUGUUAAUAACAACAUAACCAGAAUUUUAAAAUACAAAGGAACUAAUUAA
Messenger RNA from Pediculus humanus corporis (human body louse), 1155 nucleotides. RefSeq names its product DEAD box ATP-dependent RNA helicase, putative. Lineage: Eukaryota; Metazoa; Arthropoda; Insecta; Psocodea; Pediculidae. The transcript is spliced from 7 exons. The coding region runs from base 1 to 1155 and encodes 384 amino acids. Gene Ontology annotation, molecular function: nucleic acid binding; ATP binding; RNA helicase activity. The record is from RefSeq and is a predicted model, not a curated record.